AAACCACAGGAUUUCCCAAUUCUGUAAACUUUGCCCCCGCAGACCGAGUCAGUAAAUGUACCUGUCAGAGCUGUUUGUGUUCUCAUUCCUGGGGCAGACAAACCCUAAUUUAGUGGCCAUGGCUUUAACGGCAGCACUGACGUGGCUCUGCUCACUUGCAGUAUUUUACUCCUGUGCAGCUCAAGAAACUUUAUCUCAAGACUGCAGCUCACAAAAUGAACGCUGGGAACGUUUGUCAGCUGAUCUCAAGGCGGCAGUAAUGUGUGGUGAAAACCCACCGUCUUCUUGGAGCGCACAGCGGACAGCUGCACUGGAGAGCUACAUGAGGAAUCUGAUGGAUACUCUGCACAAACACCAGCUGAAAGAUUGCCAAGGAUCUGAGCCAAUAAAAUGCAAAGAAGCUGAAGUGCCAGAGAAUGGGGGGCUGGCAUGUGUUACUGUUGCCAACAAGCGUUACUGCAAACCCAUGUGCAACUAUGGUUAUGAUUUUGGAUUCAUGAGAAGAAGUCGUGUUUUUGAUGAAUGCAGCGAGCAAACAGGAUAUCAGUGGCAGAGCCAGUACGUAGGAGGAAACAAUCUGGCUGUGUGCAACAAAGCAUCUGUUCAAGUUUCAGGAGCAACAACCGCGUAUUUUCCAAAAGAUCGGGACUGUCUGACAACCAAGAGCAGCCUGCAGCUGCAGAAUCACACCCUCGAAACUUUUACUGCCGAGCUGAAGAAUCAAGGCAUACAAGGAGAGGCGGGGCAUGACUGUCUUGUAUGUGGCUGAGCAUCGUGGAAUGGGGUGGGGGGGUAACCAUGUCAUGAAAGAUGAGUUAUGACGGUACCUCCUGUUCCAGUAAUAAAGUUUCAAUAAACACCUGAAGCUG
Archocentrus centrarchus (flier cichlid) is the source of this 869-nucleotide messenger RNA. RefSeq lists its product as uncharacterized. The transcript is spliced from 6 exons. Bases 56 to 769 code for a protein of 237 amino acids. Lineage: Eukaryota; Metazoa; Chordata; Actinopteri; Cichliformes; Cichlidae. The record is from RefSeq and is a predicted model, not a curated record.